ACAGUCACGUUUUUCGUUUGGUACUUGGAAUCUUCAUAUCUAAGAAAAAAGUCCCAUCCUUCGAGAUGUUACUAGCUUUUUCGAGAUUCCCACUUCUUUGUAAAUAUAUUUCCUUGGACCUUACUCUCAAAACCCAUCAUCCUUUUAACCCAGCUCUGUUCUACCAUAUAUCCAUUAAACUUAGCUUCAUUUUUUACAUCUUUCUUCUUUCAUAAUCAAAUCAAUCCAGAAAGAGGAAAGUGGUUGAUUGUUAAAUACUCAAUCAAAUAUAAGCAAAGGUAUACAUAAAGAAGCAGAGGAGAGGAGGAAUAUCAAAAACUUUAAGGGGAUGUGCUUUGUAUUUGUUUGCGAUGAAGAUGAAAGAGUUCUACAAAGACAGACAGCAGCAGGGUCUUGUCCUUACUGUGGAGGAAUGAUUCAAGCUGUGGAUUUGGAGAGCCAGUGGAGACUCUGCUUUGUUCCGCUUUCUUUCAAGAAAAAACGUAAAUAUUUCUGCACCAUCUGCACUAGGCGUCUAGUUGUCCAAUAAUUAUUCUGAUUAUAUUUCUUGUUUCAAUCUCCCUUAUCUAUAUAUAAGUUGUAAGGAGAUAUCGUCCUGUAACUGUUACAACUUACAAGUUCUGAUCAUUUUAAGACUUUCUUUCUCUUUUA
Messenger RNA from Nicotiana attenuata, 651 nucleotides. RefSeq lists its product as uncharacterized. Lineage: Eukaryota; Viridiplantae; Streptophyta; Magnoliopsida; Solanales; Solanaceae. The transcript has a single exon. The coding region runs from base 329 to 529 and encodes 66 amino acids. The record is from RefSeq and is a predicted model, not a curated record.